Blumeria graminis f. sp. triticale is the source of this 495-nucleotide messenger RNA. NCBI's taxonomy places the organism in Eukaryota, Fungi, Ascomycota, Leotiomycetes, Helotiales, Erysiphaceae. The record is from the annotation of a GenBank genome assembly.
AUGCGCUUUUCCAGCAUAGCCAUCAUUCUCCAAAGCGCAAGCAUCUUCUCCACAGCUGUGGCUGGGGUUACUGCACAUCAAAUAGAAGAGCAAAGUAAAUCAUUUGUUUGUGACGGAGUCCCUAUUAAAUUCAAUAAAUUUGGAUAUCAACGAAGUUUAGUAGAGGAUACAACGAGCAUGUUAGUUCCAGGGAGUUUGUACCAAAUAUACAGGGAGAAAUUGAUUCAGGAAUCCGAGAAGGAUCAAAACCAUGGGACUCCUUUGCAAUAUGCAGAUAAUUAUACCACUAACUUAUCUUUUUACCUACUCUCAGAUUUGACAUCAUACGAAAACCAUCGUGCUUAUUUCAUCGUAUUUGACUACUAUCUCGUGUCGGACGGCCGCUAUCGCGCUACUGCUAUAAUACUUAAAAAAACACAGCAAAAUCGACCAGGAUUUAAUGAACAGUUGACAGACCCAUAUUACGAGUUAUGCAAAGUUGGAUCGUUUCGCUGA